AUGGCGGCUCCACACCAGGUCAUCGCGGCGGGCUUGGCCGAGGGCGACUUCCUGGCUGUCCGAUACAGAGUGGGUGGCCGGCGCCUGUGGCACCGCCGCCUGGUAGUGGCGCUCGUGCCCGGCGGGACCACCGUUGCGGGCAUCAUGACUCCCGAAUUCGAUGAGUACGACGAGGACGUGGCCGACCAGGCGAAUAUCGCAGAGUGGACGAUGCUCCCGCUUGGCACGAUCGGGCCUGCUGCUCCGGCGAUGGGUAACGACGACGUCUACGACUUCAGGCACAUCCCGUUGCAGGCCGCGGUGGAUGCAGCUCGAACCGCAGCAUACGCGAGAAGGGGGGCUGUGCCGGUCGGGCCCAUCGUGGUCAACCUCGCCGGGCGCGUGGGGGCCGGCGCUCCUGUGGGCGCAGCACCCCCUGCGGCUGGCGGCGCGGCGGCUGCGGCGGCUGGGGGCCCUGGCGGCGGCGGCGGCCUCGCGGGGCUGGUGGCGGCCCUUGGCGGCCCGGCGGGCGGCCCGGCCGUUGCGGCGGCCGCCCCAGCGGCCCUGGUGCCCGUGGCAGCGCCCGCCGCCCCUGCCGCCGGUGCGGGCGCCCCGCCAGCCGGGCCUGGGGCCGCGGCGGCCAUCCUUGGCGCGCCCGUCGCGCCCGCCGCCCUGGCAGCGCCCGGCGCGCCCGCGGCCGCGGCUGCAGCUCCCGCGGCGGGCGCCCCGGCGGCCCCGGCUGUGGCUGGACCUGGCGGCGACGCCCGGAUCUUCGGCGUGGUGGUCGAUGCGCGCGGGGUCCGUCAUGUGGACUUCUGCACCGCAGUCACCCGGAUGACCGAGCUCCCCUGGCCAGACAGGCCCGUGCGAGGGCCGCGCACUUUGCGGUGGGUGGCAGAGUUCAUGGCGCAGCGGAGCGGCACGCCGACGGCGCAUCAUCAGAGGUGGCUGGCGGAGACGGGCCUUGACCCCGCUGGUCCAGGAGUGGAGAUCCACCAGACGGGCUGCGUCGUCCUCGAGACGGCCAUUACCUACGACCAGGAACACGCCACGAACCUCGCCCACCUCGAGCUCGUCGCCCGCUCGAUCCAGGUGCAGGAAGAGAAGUACCGGUUUCUCGUUGAGCCCGACGAUGCCUCGGCUGCUGACAGGUCGGCCAUGAUGGGGACGUCGCAGCUCGCGGGCUCUGCGUGUGUCUGCCCCGCCCUUCGCGACUAUCUCGCAUCGGAGUUGCAGAAAGAGAUGGCAGUUGCGAAGGAGCGGAGGAAGGCUCCGGUGCCGCAGGCGGCGAUGCCUAGCUUGCCGGAGGGCGGUCGGCUUGGCCCGCCGCCGCCCUCGCUCCUCCAGGCCUCCGCGGGCGCCAACAGCGCUGCCCGCACUUCGGGCGAGGCCGGGCCCCCUUCGCGUGAAGACGGUCGCCGGCGCAACCUCUUCCCGCUGCCGCAGCUCACAGCAGCCGACGCGGCGCCUGGCCUCUCUCGCACCCGGCGGCGCGCUCGGGCGGGCCACGCCCUCGGGCGCGCGCUCGACCGGGCCGGCGCAGCCGUGCAUGCGCUGAAUUACUUAUACGGUGACAAGUCCUCGCCCGAGUCGGCCGUUCCGACAGCUGGGCAGCGCUGCGCCGUCGGUCACAUUUGGGACACCAUUGCCGCCCUCGGCCCCGAGCCGGACGAGUACCGCGACGACGUGUCCGACCCCAGCGGGGCCCUCCGGGAGCUCCUUGCUGGGUCCGCGCUGUGCCCUGACGGCAGCGGGCCCACCACUCCCUACGUGCCAGACCUCGUCUCUUGGUCCGAUGUGUCCCAGCCCCCAGCGCCGCUCCUUGGGCUGCUUGGAGAGCGGGGCGCCGCCGCGCUGCAGGCUGGCGACGUUCGCCUCAGCAUCGGCUCCGCCGACCUGGGCGUCGCUUUCUACCGCGUGCAGGUGCCUGCUGGGAUGGAGGAGUUCUUCACCUUGCCUCCGAUCCCUGCAAAGUAUUUGAUGCCCUUCGGAUGCGUGGAGGCCGGCACGAGGGGUGACGACCUCCUGCUCCCGCAAGUGGUGGUGCUCCCGAUGGGCUUCGGCUGGGCCCUGCACCUGCGCCAGACGGUGCUGCAGACAUCCCUGUGCCGAGCCGGCUUCUCGCCCGAGAACCUGAUCCUUGACGGCCAUAGCGGCUGCCAGCUCUCUGACGACCCAUCCUCGGUCGUGGGCGCCGGCUACGUGGACAACUACUUCGUCCUUGGCGGCUCCCCAAAGCACGUGAGCGAGCAGCUGCAGUAUAUCACCGACGACCUCCAACGGCAUGGGCUCGCAGUUCAUGACGUCGAGGAGCCCUCCCAGGACUGCGACUUCCUGGGGCUGUCGCUGCGCGAGGGGCGCUGGCUCAGCCUUCGGACUCGCAACAUCUGGCGCCUCCGCGCGGCCAUCCGCGGCGCCCUGCGCCGCCGGCUGAUCAGCGGGUUCCUGUUGCGCUGUGAGCUCCAGCUAAUUCACGACCUGCUGCCCCUUUGCACGGCCGGCCUGGGCGCCCCCUGGCACGGGCGCGUCGCGUGUGCAGACGCCUCUCCGUGGGGACUGGGUGUCGUUGCUCGCCGCGCCCCAAAGGACCUCGCGGGCGCCGCGGGCCGAGUUGCUGACAAGUGGAGGUGCAAAGUCGAGGGAGGAGCGCAGGCGAGAGCUCGCACUGUAGGAGUGUCGGAGGAGACUGACGCCGCCGCCGCCGACCUCGGCUACCCCCCCUCGUUCGACAGCUCGGACAACGCGAACGUCGGUCCCGGGGGGAAGGGGGCGCAGGACGAGCUGGGGCGUUCGGCGCUCGAUCCUCGCCCGCCCGUCGACUUCGAGGAGGUCCCCGCGCACUUCAUUCGGGAGUCGGCCUGGGGCUCGGUCGCCGCGGUCUUCGUCGACGGUCAGGCCGACAUCUUGGCCUUGGAGGUGGAGGUUCUCGUUCUUGGGUAUCGCCAUCUGCUACGGUCCACGUCUUCGUUCGGGUCCUGGUUCCUCGUCCUCUCCGACAACCUGCCCUUGGUCCUGUCGGUCGGGAAGGGCCAGGCUCGCAGCAGGCACCUCCAGAGCACCCUUCGCAAUAUCUGCGCGCUCUCCGUGGCCACUGGCUCAACCCUGAAGAGGCCAGCAGCCGCGAAUGCCGCGGUGGAUGGCGACGACUUCGACGACGACAGCGGCGAGGCUGCGCCCCGCGGCCGCGUCCACGGCGCGAACGCCGACACGUUGAAGGAGGUGCUGGGGCCGAUGGUGACCUCGAGCGUGCGCUACCACUACAGAGAGAAUGUGGGCUCUGGCCCGAUGAACACCGACAUCCUGAAGCAACACUUCGGCACGAUCGCGGCAGUGCUCAAGGAGUACCCCAACGGCAGCGUGACGCAGAGCACGGCGUUCGACGUCUUCUCUCACUUUGCGCGGGUGAAUGAUGAGCAUUGGCAUCUCGGACCAGAGAAAACAGGAUGGGCUACCUCGCAGGCAAAACGCUUGAGGGCGAUGCUCAGGGACGUCAGCCAGCAGAUCCUUAAGGUGAGGAAGAACCCGACCAGGAAGGCGCCGCAGUGGCUCCUCCCGUUCAUGAAGGCGACGAUGACGCCCGAGGAGCUCGCGAAGGCGGAGCCCGUCGCGAGCGCGGAGGUGCCCGACGCCGCAGCGCCCAACCACACCGAGGAGGCCGAGGACACGUUCGUGAAAUACGCAUACGAGUACGACGAGGAGAUGCAGGCUGCUUUCAGGCGCGAGGUCUGGAAGAAGCCCAACGGCGAGGAGUACCAGACGAAGAAGAUCAAGUCGGUGACAGCGCCCCAGAGGCCAUCGCCAGACUGCGACGACAACGCCCACCCCGUGGUGAAGUUCAAGAACACAGACGGCUCGGGCGACACGUGCACGAUCGAGACUGUGACGGUGGGGCAGCUGCUGAAGAGGCCUACGACAGGAGAAGCGACGAUGGGCACGAACAAGGUUGAAGAGUGGAACGUGAACGCGUUCGACGGGAGAUUGGUCUUGCGCUGGAACGAAGAGAAAGAGAACAAGGAAAAGAACCGCAAGCGCAGCAUGAUGCUGCAGCUCCAGUUCCACGGCAGCUCGGAAGGCACGAAGCAGAUCGCCCAGGUCGCGACGACAGACCUCGACGAAGUUGCCGUGGCCAAGGCCGACAAGUUCAUGAAGCAGCUGGGACGCGACUUCUCCGACGGCAAGCUGGGCGGGGACUUUGCCGAGAGCAAGGCCGAGGCAAAGAAGCGCAGGGGUGACUGGCAGGCGGCGGUUCCCCCGAAACAGACGGCCGAGAAGAAGAAGGUGUUGGCCGCGAAGAGGCCUGCCGUGGCGACCGCUCGCGACGUCGAGCCGACGAAGGCUGCCAAGAAGGCGAACGGUGGGCCCGAGACGCACCCCGAGGUCGAGCAGGCAACUGGUGACACCUACCCCGUCACGCCCGUCAAGGUUCCGAGGGCCAAGCAGCCCGUGGGCGCCACCGCCAUCCCCACGGCCAUCCCCGAGGCCGAGCCGAUCUCGUCGGACACUGAGUGA
Messenger RNA from Prorocentrum cordatum, 4488 nucleotides. Lineage: Eukaryota; Dinophyceae; Prorocentrales; Prorocentraceae. The record is from the annotation of a GenBank genome assembly.